Molecule: messenger RNA, 2079 nt
Organism: Phycomyces blakesleeanus NRRL 1555(-)
Lineage: Eukaryota; Fungi; Mucoromycota; Mucoromycetes; Mucorales; Phycomycetaceae
Exons: 2
Source: RefSeq, a predicted model, not a curated record
UUUGACCAGGAAUUCAACGGCAAUAUCUAUGAACCCUGGAGAUUCGAAUACGUCGCCUACGACUCUAUUAAUUCCCAUAUCCAAAGACGGGCAGCAAGUGGAUGGUCAAACCAAGACGAGGCCGAGUUUGAAUCUACUCUUCGGUUAGAAGCAGACAAAAUCGAUCUAUUCAUCACACGCAAACAACGAGAGAUCGACUCUCGUAUUGCCUACUGCGAACGCAUCCUUGUCCAACAACGUCCUUUACUCGCACAAUCAACAACAAAUGGACUCUUUGACUCCAUGGACGACGCACUCACAGAGAUCCUUCUCGAACUCAACGAUCUAGGAAAAUUCGCUCGCUACAACUUCCUCGCCUUUAAACACCUCAUCGACACACAUACAAAACUCACACACAUCGACAGACAGCAACUCCUAGUCGAAAUCUCCCGCAAAAAAGCCCUCGACAGACAGCGUUUCGAUGUAGUCCUUGUCAAGGUCUCGACCCUCCACGAUAUGUGUCGACAGAACGGCCAGGAGCGCACAGGAAAUGCUGCUGCUGGAGGAGAUCAGAACGCAUUUGAAAGAGCAACAGCAAAGUACUGGGUUCAUCCCGACAAUGUUACCGAACUAAAAGCCAUCCUUCUUUUUCAUUUACCGGUACUUGUGUUCGAUUCUACAAAGCCGUUUGAAGCCUCAGACAGUGCCAUAUCCAGCGUUUAUUACGACAACCCAGAAUUUGAUCUGUAUUCAGGCCGACUUCAGCGUGACGAGAGUGCAGAGGCCAUUCGCUUCAGAUGGUAUGGACCCAUGUCUAGCAAGUCUAUAUUCAUUGAGCGCAAGACCCACCACGCCCCCUGGUUAGACGGUGCAUCGGUCAAGGAUCGCUUCCGUCUUAGCGAAAACAAAGUCAACGACUAUGUCUCCGGCCGCUACACUGCUGAGCAGUACGCAGCUGAGCAGCGUGCCAAGGGUGCGUCUGAAGAUUCCGUUCAACAAAAUUACUUUAUUGCAUCUGGUGUCCAAAAAUCGUUUGCAGAAAAGAAGCUCGAUCCUGUCAUGCGUGUGUUUUACAACCGCACUGCCUUCCAGAUCCCUGGUGACCAACGCUUACGCAUAUCUCUCGACACUGACCUGACCUUUAUCCGUGAAGACGACAUCAAGCGUAGAAAUGGAAACUGGCGCCGAAUGGAUGUUGGCAUCGACCACCCGUUUGACUAUCUACCUGGAGACCAAGUCUACCGAUUCCCUUAUGCUGUGCUGGAGACCAAGUUGCAGACCCAUUUGGGCCAAGAGCCUCCAGAGUGGCUGACCCGUCUUCUGGACUCCAAACUUGUGUAUGAAGUCCCACGCUUUUCAAAGUUCUUGGAAGGUUGUGCCCACUUUUGGAACUCUCGCCUACCCCUGCUGCCGUGGUGGUUGGACCAGCUCACAUUGGAUAUCCGAAAUGCUAAGCAACCAAAGGGAGACUUUACUGGCCUGUCACGCUCCAAGAUGUCGACAUUCGAUGGAAGUUUCGAUACAGCCUCCGUGGAUCCUUAUUAUGGAAAGAACACACCAAGAUCGUCUUAUGCUGCCACCCCUGCUGAGAGUAUGAUGAACGAUAGCCGGGCUCGGCUUACAGGCGGCAUGGAUUACACUAUUGAAGAAGCGAUGGACGAGGAAGAGAGAAAGGCUAGGAAGGCUGCCAAGAAGGCUGCCAAGAAGGAGAAGAAAGAAAGAAAGGCUGCAGAAGAAGAGGAGGACGAGCUGAAUGGAUUUGGAGGCAUGGAGAAGGACGAGAAGAAGAAGGCCAAGCGAGAUUUAGAGUUGGCCACUCGAUUGGAACCAAAGGUGUUCUUUGCAAACGAGCGUACAUUCAUUAGCUGGCUCCAGUUUGCUGCCAUCCUGUUGACUGCUGCAUUAACCUUGAUCAACUUUGGAGAUAACAUCAGUGUUACUUCUGGUGCAGUGUUUUUUGGUAUCUCGUUUGUUAUUGCUUUCUAUGCUUUUGGACGCUACAGAUACCGUGCCUUCCAGAUCACAACAAGACCUCAUCUGCGUUACGAUGAUCUGUACGGCCCCAUUGGUCUCACAAUCCUGUUGACUGGUGCAUUAUUG